GGGAAUUCCCCUUGACGUCGUUCUCUCGCCAUUGAGAACACUGGACAUAUUCCUACAGGCAGUUGACAGACCGCCAGUUGACAGACCCACAGUUGUCGUUUAAUCCGGAGCUCAUCACGUACGGGUAAACAAGGGUCUGCUUUACUGGAUGCGAGAUUGUCAUAUCACCAGGGCUUCUCCAGCUACGGGGUAGGCGGCGUCAGAAAUAGAAAUUCAAUAUGGCGGCCAAAAUGGCAAUGACGUUUCACCAGGUGUCGCACUGCCCGAUCUGCAAGGAGGCGAUGACGAAGCCGCGCAUCACGGAGUGCGGCCACACCUUCUGCCAGGCCUGUCUCAGCACUCACCUGAUCUCCAAGGGCGACAGAUCCCUUGACCGGAAGGUCAAGUGCCCGCUCUGCAAGAAGAGUCUAAAGAUCCCCAAGGGGGGAAUAGAGAAGUUCCCCAUCAACUACGUGGCCGUUCAGGCGAGGUCGGCAGCGGACGAGGCGGACCGGAUCCCUACAAACACUCACUGUGCGGCGUGCCAAACCAGAUCAGCUGAUGGCGUGUUCUGCCAAGACUGCAAGGAGUAUCUAUGUGGCCUGUGCGGGAAGAAACACCAGGCGGUGUUCAACGGCCAUGACGUCACAGAGAACAUGGCCAAUGUCCCCACCGCCAAGUGCACAGACCACCCUGGGAAGACGGUCAACUUUUUCUGUUCCCACUGCGCAGCCGCCGUGUGUCCACUCUGCGCAACCAGCUCUCACUCCGAGGCGCCGCACAGAGUUACCCCCCUUGUGGAAGCAAAGAAUGAGGUCGUGGAGCUUGUAAAAGGCAAACUUCUCACUCUGAAAGACAAGAAGAAGAAACUUUCAGGAGCCCAGGACAGGGUCGAUAGGAUGCGGCAAUCAGCGGUAGAUAACUAUGCUCUACAGAAAGGCAUGGUAGAGUCCACAGCUAACGACGCUGUGCGGAGAAUACGCGAGGAAGAACGAAACCUGCAAAGGAGGAUCCAGGAUCUCCAUGACAACAACAUCAAGAUGCUUGACCAACAGGAUCGCUCAGUGGAAGAGAAAUCCACCUCGCUGGAUACUACCCUGAAUCAAGUCGAGGCAGUGUUGAAUGACAUCAACAUAUCAGACUUCCAGAGCAGGAGUCUUCAGGUGGAGCAGAGGCUGAGAGAAAUAGAAGAUUGGUCGAAUGCUGUGGACAGGGACCUGGCCAUCCACGACUACACCUUCAAGGGAGACGGGAACUGUAUCGGUCUGGGGUGCAUCACGUUGCCCAAACAUGGCUCCUACACUGAUAUAGACCUCCUGAAGUCUGGUGUAUACGAGGAGGGGGAGGAGUUGGUGGUGGAGGAGGAGUUGGUGGAGGAGGUGGAGGUGGAGGAGGUGGAGCGGGAGGAGAUGGAGCGGGAGGAGAUGGUGGAGGUGGAGCAGGUACAGAGGCGGAGGAGGCCAGAACAACCUGAACCCCUACCAAGGCCUGUGAUGAGAGAUCAGACAGAGCGGAAGGCCUAUAUUGUAGGGACUCCUAUGCUGGUAUCAAGCUACGUGCUGGGGAGCGGGGUUGACAGCAGUCCCAUCACCAUGGUCGGAGUCGGGCUGAUGCCGCAUGAUGAAGUGGUCUGCGCCUACAACACAAACAUCAUGGGCCAGGUCGUGAUGUGUUCCAGCGUCGACAAGCAGCAGGUGGUGUACCACAGGAGAAAGGGCAUUGCUGCGUUCGCCAUGUACAGAGAGGAAGAGUGUGGGGUGGUCCUCUAUGACGACUGUAACGCGAGUCGGCUGUUCCUCAACCCCCUUCCCUCAGACCGGGAGGCCACGUGCAGGACGCACAAGAUCAGCUGUAAGGUAGCCAACAUCGGAGCCCUGGCCUUCCAUCUCGACGGUGUCAUUGUCCUCUUCGACAAGGACAAAAAAUGCCUCACAGGCAUCGACCGCCAGAGCAAGCGCCCCUUCAACCUACAGGGCAACCGGAACGAGAAGGACGGAUGUUUCAGCACCGUUACUGCUCUCGCUAGCGGCCCACAGGGGGAGAUAAUCCUGUAUGAUGGUGAGAAGCGUCGCCUGGCUAUCUUCAGUAGUGAUACUAAGUUUCUGAACUACAUCGACCUGGGCAGCCUCAGCUCCUCCUGCAGCAUUGACUGCGACGACUACGGGAUGUUGUUUAUUGCCGACAGAAAGCAAGGCAGGGUCGUCAGGUGCGCCAUCUCUGGCCAGGAGGACAUCGUGGAAGUGUUGAAUGCGACCCAUGGCAUCACGUAUCCCUGCUGCCUGUGUGUCAGCGACACCAAGCUGGCCGUGGGGAAUGCCAAGUCUUUCAGUGAAGGGGAAAUCCGUGUAUUUGAAUUAGGUGUGUUUGUGUCAAAUGAUUGAUGUCCGAAGCUUGUUGUCAGCACCGAAGAUGCCAUGCCAAAUGUUGUCCUUUUGUUCACAUGAGAUCCUCUAUAACUGUUGGGGCGGUCGGGUACUCACUCACUCACUCUAUAACUGUUACAGAGGGGGAGCAUCUGGCUGAACAUCUGGAUGACCUCUUUUCCCGGGAUCUGCUGCUUUUCAGUUCCAAGAAAAGAACGCCAUCGCACACUGAGAUUCCGACGCACUGCCAACAUCAGAUAAAGCAUACCAGGAAUAUUAAAACAUAGUACCAUAGAGAAUCCAACCCAGGUCGGUGUGACGAGUGAAUACUUUAAGCAGGCGGCUAACCUGCGUACAUGAUGGCUAUUCCGCGUUAUUGCAAGGGCAUGGCACCAACAACAGGUGUGACGUCAUCUCCGCGAACUUUGGUCCACAAGUUCAAGGCUCUAGGCUGGGCUCCGUCUCUUCAUAUCAUUGGAUGAAGCGCAGCGAUAGGAAGGAUAUAGCCUGGUUCUACAGUCGAGUAUCAUUAUGACGGACUAAUUAAGAUCCAUCGCGUUGGGGGACCAAUGAGGAGCAGUGUUACAUUGUGACAAGUGUACCUUGUACGUCUUGACCUUUGCAAACUCAAAGAAUUAUAUGGCGGUCGUUGUCCUGUGCACAGCGCACAAACCACAAGUCGGGUUAAUUUAAGCAACGUCGGUCGCUGAGUGUUGCUGGAUGAGUGACCGUGUUUAGCAGCUGGGCUCCUGAGAGUGUCUAGGGCUUCGGUCCCGCCCCACACUGAAGCACAUGUAGCACCCCGUGCCCCCAAGUUACAAAAGAGAAUGCUCUACUUACCAAAAGAAAUCACAUGCUCCACACUAUCGAGUAGGCCAACAUGCAUGGGGACUUCACACGGAGCCGCCUCAAGCGGUGAUCCCCAUCAUCAUCAGGAGCACUCCAGCCUAAGUAUGACACCAACCCAAAGUGCACAGAACGUUUACAGGAACCCAUUUUCAGAACCAACCGGAUCUCGAUUUCUUUCCAAUUCUAGCUUUACUAUGUGCAACUGCUAUUAUAGAUGAAUGACAUUGCCAAUGGACGUACCUGCAAUGGAAUGUGUACAUGUCAGACGGAUGACGUCACGAUAAAAGGGCUUCGGUCCCGCCCCACACUGAAGCACAUGUAGCACAUGUGGUGUCUCCUUAGGCACGUAACUUUGUUCGAAAGGUGCCUCUGUUCAUCCAGCAGUGAAUGGGUACCCGGUAGGAUGUGAUUGUCAACCUUCUCGCGUAACAGCAUGGGAUGUACACUCUCCGGGAAGCCGAGAGUGAAAAUUAAGCGCAAACUAAACAAUUCACCUUUGUAAUAUUGUAGCGCUUUAAGCAUAUUUUAGUGUGUACAUAAAUAUGUACAUUAAUAUUAUUAUUGUUACUGUUGUUGUUAUUUGUGUACCAUCAACUCCGCCGGACAUCAGGACACAACGAUACAUCACGUCGACAGGCAGUCUACCGCUGGGGUGAGCUUGUACAUCUCUGCGCCCAUUGUCCCAACCUCUAGGCGCAUGCGUGGAAGAACCUGUCGGACCAAUCAGCUGUUUCCCCCGAUUGUAUACCGUUAUGUCCCUGCACAUUAUGACACUGAUUACACGUAACACUAUUAUCUGUACAGGUUUUUGUGAUAAAAACUACGGUUCCUGAAAUCAGUUUGGUGCAGAUGACCAUAUCAGCACAGUUUUUUGUGAUAUAACUGCCAUUCCUGAAAUCUGUGGAGUAUGGAUGACGAUAUUAUUAUUGUAAAAAAUAUUAAUGUCCCGAGAAGCGUCCAUAAACGUGUAUUCAGAAUCAGUUGACCUACAUGAAGUGGCAGAGCUGUGGGUGAAUGUGGCGGACUCCACCUCCAACUUAUGUGCCACGGAUGAUCACAUAAUAGAUACAUCGCAAGAGAUUCCGUGACAUUUGGCUUACAAAGAAUUGGGGUUUUUUCAUUUUUUUUUCAAUUAACCGUAAAAAUAGGCCACGCCCACACGGACUACUGUGUCCUGAUUGGCUGAUAAUAGAAUGGGCGGGGCUUCUGCUGCAUUAUUCCGCUGAGCGAUGUGACUGAGUUCAUGAUGUUGUCGACAGUUUGUUUGUGUUCGUGAUUAAAUAAGUUGUCUGAAGUUA
Molecule: messenger RNA, 4489 nt
Organism: Haliotis rufescens (red abalone)
Lineage: Eukaryota; Metazoa; Mollusca; Gastropoda; Lepetellida; Haliotidae
Product: E3 ubiquitin-protein ligase TRIM56-like
Exons: 3
Coding region: 219-2360 (713 amino acids)
Biological process (GO): positive regulation of DNA-templated transcription
Cellular component (GO): nucleoplasm; chromatin
Molecular function (GO): ubiquitin-protein transferase activity; zinc ion binding
Source: RefSeq, a predicted model, not a curated record